AUGUCUAGGAGUUGGGUUGGAAGUUCAAGGGAUGCAUCUUUCAGGUUGUCUUCACAAUAUAGACUUGAGGUCGACAAAUUCAUAGAAUAUGCAUUUUCUAGUGCAUCGAUAGGGGAUCAGAUCUUAUGCCCAUGUGUAAAGUGUGUAAAUCAACUGUGGACGAAUAGAAAUGAAGUGUUAGAACAUUUGAUUUGUGAUGGAAUUUUAUGGAAUUAUACAAAAUGGAUUUUCCAUGGGGAAGGUACAUCAUCACAAUCACAUCACCAUGUUAACUCUAUAGUACAAGGUGAAAGUGAAACAAAUGAUGUUACACACACCAUAUUAGAUGAGCUGCGGGGAAGAAAUACAAAUGAAGAAGUUGAAGAUUGUGAUAUAAAUGAUCGUACCGAUGGGGCAAGUAUAGAGGCAGAUAAAUUUGAGCGAUUGAUUGAAGACGCAGGAAAGGAGUUGUAUCCAGGGUGUGUAAAAUUUACAAGAUUGUCCUUCAUUCUUCGUCUUUAUCAUAUAAAGUGCCUCUGUAAAAUGACCGACAAAGCAUUAUCAAUGCUUUUAGACUUAUUACAAGAGGCACUUCCUGAGCCAAAUACGUUGCCAAAGAAUAUAUACGAAACAAAAAAAAUUAUCAAGGAUUUGGGGCUCAAUUAUAACAAGAUUGAUGUUUGCCGAAAUGAUUGUAUGUUAUAUUGGAAGGAAGCAGACAAAGCCACGUCUUGUUACAAAUGUGGCACAUCAAGAUAUGAAUCUGAGAACAAGAAAAUCCCGGCUAAGACAUUACGGCAUUUUCCUUUGAUCCCAAGAUUGCAAAGGUUGUACAUGUCAUCUAAAACCUCAUUAAAUAUGAGAUGGCAUCACGAUGAUCGUAUAGAUGACCAAAGGCUACGACACCCAGCUGACGGGCAAGCAUGGAAGGCAUUGGAUAAACUGUAUCCCACUUUUAGUAAGGAGCCUCGUAAUAUUAGACUUGGGUUAGCAAGUGAUGGAUUCAACCCAUUUAAGUUGAUGAGCUCAAAGCAUAGCACAUGGCCUGUAUUGGUGAUGCCUUACAAUUUGCCACCAUGGAUGUGUAUGAAAUCCGACUUCAUUUUUCUUACUUUGCUUAUUCCUGGACCUCAACAGCCUGGGAAUGAUAUAGAUAUAUAUUUGCAGCCAUUGAUAGAAGAGUUGAAAGAAUUAUGGUACAAUGGAGUUGAGACUUAUGAUGCAUAUAAGAAGGAGAAAUUUGUGCUAAAAGCAUGCUUGUUAUGGACCAUUAACGAUUUUCCAACUUAUGCAGUCCUCUCCGGUUGGAGUACUAAAGGCGCUUUAGCUUGUCCAUGUUGUAACUGUGAGACUUCUUCUCGUUGGCUGAAGUAUGGUAGGAAACACUGUUAUUUAGGCCAUCGUCGAUUCCUUCCCCAAGAUCAUAGAUUUCGACGUGAUAAAAGGAAUUUCGAUGGCCAUGAGGAAUAUGGACUCCAGCCAAAGCCAUUAUCGGGGAACAACAUAUUGGAACAGUUGCAAGGUGUUCAAUUUCCCCCAUUUGAAAAAGAAAAUGAUGAAAUAGAAAAUAAUAAAAAGAAUGGGAAGAAGAGGCGAAGGCGGUUAAAACAACCAAAGCUUCCACAUAACUGGAAGAAGAAGAGUAUAUUAUUUGACUUGCCAUAUUGGAAAGAUAAUCUAAUUCGUCACAAUUUAGACGUGAUGCAUAUUGAGAAGAAUGUUUGUGAAAGUAUCCUUUAUACGUUGUUGGAUCUAAAAGAAAAAUCAAAGGAUAAUGGAAAUACGACCAGAUCUUCAACCAAAGGUCAUUGA
This is a messenger RNA of Telopea speciosissima, 1791 nucleotides long. RefSeq lists its product as uncharacterized. NCBI's taxonomy places the organism in Eukaryota, Viridiplantae, Streptophyta, Magnoliopsida, Proteales, Proteaceae. The coding region runs from base 1 to 1791 and encodes 596 amino acids. The transcript has a single exon. The record is from RefSeq and is a predicted model, not a curated record.